This is a messenger RNA of Rotaria socialis, 325 nucleotides long. Lineage: Eukaryota; Metazoa; Rotifera; Eurotatoria; Philodinida; Philodinidae. The record is from the annotation of a GenBank genome assembly.
AUGGAUAAUGAAUACAAUCGAUAUUAUAUAAAAAUUCGAACUAUUUUGGGAAUAUAUCCAAAGACAAUUCACGAAGAACUUGCAACAGUUUUGGGACCCAAGGCUCCAUCAUAUCCAACAGUUGUAGAAUGGGCAAAGCGUUUACGUGAAGGAAGAGAAGAUGUCAAUGAUGAUCCUCGAUCUGGUCGCCCAGUUUCCGUGCUUACAGAUGAAAAUAUUGAAUUAGUACGACAGGUUAUCAACAAUGAUCCACAUUCAACUUAUGAUGAUAUUAUAGCUGAGACAUCUCUCUCUCGUAGUACAAUAGAACAAAUUAUCCACAAUU